Ostrinia furnacalis (Asian corn borer) is the source of this 2170-nucleotide messenger RNA. RefSeq names its product Protein strawberry notch (gene sno). The coding region runs from base 203 to 2170 and encodes 655 amino acids. Gene Ontology annotation, cellular component: nucleus. Gene Ontology annotation, biological process: regulation of DNA-templated transcription. Gene Ontology annotation, molecular function: histone binding; chromatin DNA binding. The transcript has 15 exons. Lineage: Eukaryota; Metazoa; Arthropoda; Insecta; Lepidoptera; Crambidae. The record is from RefSeq and is a predicted model, not a curated record.
CUUUUCUCUUUGAAAAUUUUUAAUAUGGCGGACGCAUUGACCGCCGUGCGGACGUCUGGAUUUUUUGUCAUUACGAAAUAAGAAUUUCGAGUAAUAUUUAUUGUGCUUGUGAACAAAUUUGUGAAGUAAAACUAGUGUGAGCUAUUUCUCAUCACCCACCACAUUUGCAAAGUGAUCCCAAAACGCUGAAUCAGCUAUAAAAAUGUCUAAACGCGCUCGCUUCGGUGAGGAUGAGGACAAUCCGCCCACGCCUUCAGACGACUCUGACUUCGAUGAUGAUGAGGAUCCGGACAAUUUGGAAGUUCCAGGCGGCGGUAAGACCCUGGCAGCGGCGGCCCGGAUGGGGCAGACGGGCGCCAAGGUGAAGGGAACCCCGGCCCCCGUGCAGGUCACCGUUAAACCCACCACUAAUCCGUUGGCUGCGGCGUCAGGACUAGCGUUCGGACAAGCGGCCAACGUCAAGCCUAUCAAGAUAUCCGCCAGCCAGAUCACCAAGCCUCUCAACAUGGGAAUGGGGCGCGGCAUGGAAAUGGUGGGCACCAUGCCCGGCAUGAACUCGUACCUGCUACAAAACCUGAACCAGAUACUGGCGUCCGGCAUGGGAGGGCCUCUGGCGGGCAUGCUAGGGCAGUUUGCACAGCUACCACCCUGGGGGCAACCCAAGGCCGCUGGCAUGUGGCAGCCUGAUAAGAUGCCCGGAGACGAAGAAGAAGUCGACGAUGAAGAGAUGGGAGUCGCUGAAACAUACGCAGAUUAUAUGCCUCCAAAAUUAAAACUCGGCCGCAAGCACCCCGACCCAGUAGUCGAGACAGCGUCACUAUCCUCCGUGGAGCCGGUGGACGUGACGUACAAGCUCAGCCUGCCGGACGAGACCAUCCGCAACGGGCUGCUGUCGGCGCUGCAGCUGGAGGCCGUGGUCUACGCCUCGCAGGCGCACGAGCACAAGCUGCCCGACGGCUCCCGGGCCGGGUUCCUUAUCGGCGACGGUGCCGGCGUGGGCAAAGGCCGCACGAUCGCGGGCAUCAUCUUCGAGAACUACCUGAAGGGCCGCAAGCGCGCCAUCUGGGUCUCAGUGUCUAACGACCUGAAGUACGACGCGGAGAGGGAUCUGAGGGACAUCGGCGCUGGGAAGAUUGAGGUCCAUCCGUUGAACAAGUUCAAAUACGCCAAGAUCUCAUCAGCGGUCAACGGCAACGUCAAAAAGGGCGUUGUCUUCUGCACAUACUCCGCUCUCAUCGGCGAGACGCAGUCCACAAGCAACAAGUAUCGGACGCGACUUAAGCAGUUACUACAGUGGUGCGGCGAGGAUUUCGACGGACUUAUCGUAUUCGACGAGUGCCACAAGGCCAAGAACCUCUGCCCGGUGGGGUCCGGCAAGGCCACGAAGACAGGGCUGACGGCGCUGGAGCUGCAGACGCGGCUGCCGGGCGCGCGCGUGGUGUACGCGUCCGCCACCGGCGCCUCGGAGCCGCGCAACAUGGCCUACAUGGUGCGCCUGGGCAUCUGGGGCGAGGGCACGCCCUUCCCCACCUUCAUGGACUUCAUCAACGCCGUGGAGAAGAGGGGCGUGGGCGCCAUGGAGAUCGUAGCCAUGGACAUGAAACUCCGGGGCAUGUACAUCGCGCGUCAGCUGUCCUUCCACGGCGUCACCUUCAAGAUCGAGGAGGUGCCGCUGUCGGAGUCCUUCAAGGACACCUACGACAAGUCUGUCGCGCUGUGGGUGGAAGCGAUGCAGCGGUUCACAGAGGCGGCGGAGCUGAUCGACGCGGAAUCCCGCAUGAAGAAGACCAUGUGGGGACAGUUCUGGUCCUCGCACCAACGCUUCUUCAAGUACCUGUGUAUCGCCGCUAAGGUCAACCACGCAGUAGUGACGGCGCGCGAGGCAGUGAAAUGCGGCAAAUGCGUGGUCAUCGGUCUACAAAGCACGGGCGAGGCGCGCACCCUGGACCAGCUCGAGCGCGACGACGGCGAGCUCACGGACUUCGUGUCCACCGCCAAGGGCGUAUUCCAGACACUAGUGGAGAAGCACUUCCCCGCUCCAGACAGGGACCGCAUCAGUCGUUUGUUGGGGCUCGAGCCGCCGCCGCGCGCCAAGCCGCAGGUCAACGGGACCACGCACGAAGCAGACAACGCUUCCAAGAGGAAAUCAUUGUUGUACACAUCUUCUUAA